This is a messenger RNA of Manihot esculenta (cassava), 1479 nucleotides long. RefSeq names its product homeobox-leucine zipper protein HAT5. Bases 479 to 1321 code for a protein of 280 amino acids. Gene Ontology annotation, cellular component: nucleus. Lineage: Eukaryota; Viridiplantae; Streptophyta; Magnoliopsida; Malpighiales; Euphorbiaceae. The transcript is spliced from 4 exons. The record is from RefSeq and is a predicted model, not a curated record. Gene Ontology annotation, biological process: positive regulation of DNA-templated transcription. Gene Ontology annotation, molecular function: sequence-specific DNA binding; DNA-binding transcription factor activity, RNA polymerase II-specific.
UGAAUUGUUGGACUUUUAUUUGCAAAAACCACCUCCAUGCAACACCACCUACUUUAAACAUCUCUAGCUUUCUUUCUCUCCGGAAUCCAAAACUUUCCGGUGAUUACUUUACUCGAGUGUUCAGUCAUUUAGUGGUCACAUCACCAUUUCUAUGGAGAUUUGAUGAAUUUUCUUGGACCAUUAUUGUUAAUUCCUUUUAGCUCUCUCUUUCUCUCGGUAAGGAAAAACUGAUCUAGCUGGGGAAUUUUGAUCUUGGCAUGAUGGGAUUUUGCAUCUGUCCACUGGAGACUCCGGCGAGGUUGCUUUGGACUACCAGCUUCUUUCGCCACAAACUGAUGCUUUUCUAAUUUACCUUGUAUACCUACAUAUAUAACCUAUAUAUAAACACACGCAAGCGUUCUGUUAGUUUUCUUUUGUGUCCCACUCACCGGUGAAAUUUCGAUUGCAAAAGUUGCCGGCAAGCAUUCCGAUAGUGAAGAUGGAGUCUGGACGGCUUUUCUUUAAUCCCUCUGGUUGCAGCGGGAACAUGUUAUUCCUUGGGAAUCUCGAUCCUGUUUUCCGAGGUCCAAGAUCAUCAAUGUUGAACCUGGAAGAUACCUCCAGGAAGAGACCAUUUUUCAUGAGCUCGCCGGAGGACUUGUUCGACGAAGAAUAUUAUGAAGAACAGUUGCCGGAGAAGAAGCGCCGCCUCACUCAGGAGCAGGUGGAUCUGCUGGAGAAGAGUUUUGAGGCAGAGAACAAGCUGGAGCCUGAUCGAAAGACUCAGCUGGCCAAGAAGCUGGGAUUACAGCCCAGGCAAGUGGCUGUGUGGUUCCAGAACCGCAGGGCUCGAUGGAAGACCAAGCAACUUGAGAGAGACUAUGAUCUUCUCAAAGCUUCUUAUGAUUCCCUUCUCUCUGAUUACGAUGCUGCUGUUAAGCAAAAUGAAAGGCUUAAAUCUGAGGUCGUUUCUUUGACUGAGAAGCUGGAAGCCAAAGACAUGACCGGAGAACCGCAGCAAAAAUCCGACUCCCUUACGGCAGAUAUAGCCAGCGGAUUUAGCCCUCAAAUGGGUGUGAAGGCUGAGGACCACCUGAGUUCAGGAAGCACUAGAAGUGCAGUGGUGGAUGAAGGCAGUCCACAGCUUUUGGACAGUGAGGAUUCAUUCUUUGAGAAUAAUAACUGUGGAGAAUGUAUAAUCGGAGGCCCUGUUGAUUUUCUGCAAUCAGAAGAGGAUGAUGGAGGGAGCGAUGACGGCCGAAGCUACUUCUCCGAUGUGUUUGUGACGGCCGGAGAGCAGCAGGAGGAUGAACAGCCCUUGGAAUGGUGGGUGUGGUCAUAACAAGGAGCUUCAUUAAACUUCACAUUUUAAUAUUGCACCGAGAUAGUUGUAAUGCUAUAUUUCCAGGAGCUGCCAACUUGGAAUACAUUAUUAUAUACAGUAUGGGUGAGAACUGAGAAGGAUUAAAUUAAUGAAUAAAAAUUUCAGGUGUUGAAUUA